AUGUCUGAAGCGAUCGUCCCAGAAUCCUCAGGGCUGAGGUCAUGUAACGAGUUAUGCCCCUCCGCUCUGCCAUCCUCACCCCCCCUUGCCACAGAGGAUGAGUGUCACCAUGACAACAGAAAGGUGGAGCAGCAGAAACCCGUCAGUAACCAGGGGCAACCAGCCAGGAAGAGAACCAAGGCCAAAGGCAGGUUGGUGAGGAGCAUGGCUGUGUGUGAGGAGUCAUUCCCACCAUCCCCUCCUGACACCACCCAAGACAGCCAGAGCUCUGUUGAAGUCACCAUGCUGCCAGGUUGCCAUGACAACGAGGAGGAAGAGCAGCGCAAAGAGCCAAACGUGCCCACGCUAAUUAUCUCAGACACCAGUCAGGAAUACACAGACUCUACUGGGAUCGACCUGCACCAGUUUAUCAUCACCACCCUGAACAGCAACCCCAGGGACAGGAUGAUGCUGUUGAAACUGGAGCAGGACAUGAUCGACUUCAUCACAGACAACGGUCCCUAUAAGAAAUUCCCUCACAUGUCUUCCUACCAUCGUAUGUUGGUCCACCGGGUAGCAGCCUACUUUGGCAUGGAACACAAUGUGGACCAGACUGGCAAAUCUGUCAUCAUCAAUAGCACCAGUAACACACGCAUACCAGAGCAGAGGUUUAUGGACUAUGUCCAGGAGGAGAGAGGAGAGGAGACUCAGUGGAGAACCAUACUGAAGAGAGACAACGCUGAAGAAAACCAGGCGAGGCUCCACCCACUACGCGAGGAGAGGCGGAGCAAAUCAAUGGAAGAGAGAGAGGAGGAGUACCAGAGAGCUAGAGAAAGGAUAUUCAACCAGGAGCCUGCCUGUCCCCAGGAGACCAGGUCUAUAGAGGAUGGUAGCCCCCAUGCUGCGACCCAGAGAAGGCAGCUCUUUAGGGGUACCAGGGGUAACUCGGGCUCAAGCCGACAGAGCAGCACGGAGACUGACUACAGUCGCUAUAGUAACUGGAGCAGCACUGACUCAGGUCGCUAUAGCAACGACCCCCGACCCUGGAGCAGCACAGACUCAGACUCUGCCUAUCAGAGGCCAAACCCCGCCCCGAAGGCCCGACCAGUCAAUCACAGCUGGGAUGCACGAGAUGACCAUGCCCCCACCACAGGCUCCAACUACCUCACGGUGCCCAUGGAGAACGGGAUUCCACCAGGAAGUAUAUUACUGAACCCACAUACAGGCCAGCCCUUCUUGAACCCAGACGGAACUCCUGCCAUCUACAAUCCCCCCGAUCCCCAGCAGCCAACAAGAAGCCAGCCUCAGCAGCAGGCCCCUCUGCCGCAGCAGCCAAUGGCUGGCCACACAGUCCCUCAGAGCGAGGACCUGUCGUCCCAGUUUGGUCACAUGACUGUGAGCUGUCAGCCAUUGGGGGAAGCUCUGUCUCUAUACCCUCCCUUAGCCUCUCCCACACAGAGUUAUGUCUAUACCGCCCCUCCCCCUCCUCACAACCCCCCCAGCUACUGCCAACCCCCUCCAACCCAGGUGCCUGUGUAUUACUACUCUACUACUCAGUAUCCUACCCCAGCACCCCAAAGACCUGCCACACCUACCCAGGCCAUACAGCCUACAGAGAGAUCCUGA
Messenger RNA from Salvelinus namaycush (lake trout), 1605 nucleotides. RefSeq names its product cAMP-regulated phosphoprotein, 21 (gene arpp21). Gene Ontology annotation, molecular function: nucleic acid binding. The transcript is spliced from 16 exons. The coding region runs from base 1 to 1605 and encodes 534 amino acids. The record is from RefSeq and is a predicted model, not a curated record. Gene Ontology annotation, cellular component: cytoplasm. Lineage: Eukaryota; Metazoa; Chordata; Actinopteri; Salmoniformes; Salmonidae.